AGAGGAGUUGUCUAGUUACUAGAAGGUGAAUCUUCUAGCUAGUAAUUAGCUCAUCAUGCCAACUACCAUGGUGGCGAAACGAGCUCGAGCCAUGUGGUGGAUGAGGCUACACUCGGCCAUUCGAACCGCCUUGGCAUGCACCAUAGUGGGGUGUGUCACCCUAUAUAGUCCACCUUCUCUUGCGAAGCAACUAGCAUUUCCUUCUUUUUCUUACGUUACAUCGAUAUUCAUAAUGUCCGAUGCCACGUUAGGACAUGCCUUAAGGGGAUGUUGGCAUGCAUGUCUUGCCACACUUCAAGUCAUGCCACUUUCCAUGUUAGGCUUAUGGCUUCAUGACUAUGUCGUCGAUGACCACUUCUCGCCCGAGAUAGCCGCCCUGAUGAUGGCAGUGAGCGCAUUUUUGGUGGCGUUGCCGGAGAGUACGGACUUGAUGUGUAAGAGAAUUGCUUUUGGACAGCUUGUUAUUGUGUAUGUUGAUGCUGUUAUUCAUGGGGUUUAUGCCAAUUCUCUGGUUAUGCAUCCUCUUAGAAUUGCUUUUAGCACUGUACUUGGAGCUUUGGCUUCUAUCUUGGCUCUGUUGCUGCCCUAUCCUUGGCUAGCUUAUCAUGAGGUGAGAAAACUAUACCAAAUUUAUGCAGAAAGUGUUACAGGUAGAAUAAAUUUAUAUUUGAAAGCCAUCCAUUCUCAAGACGAUCAGAUAACCAUGGAGCUAAUAUCUCAAGCCAAGCCCUUUACUGAUACAGGAACUAAGCUUCUUGAGACUAUCAAAUUGUUGGAGGAAGGUUUGCAAUGGGAGAAACCUUGGCUGAGAUUCUUGAAUCCCUAUUUCGGAGAUCCAGGACAUGGUUUCCAGAACAUGGAGAUUUCAAUGAAAGGAAUGGAAGUGGCAUUAACUUCUUGCCCUUCUUUUCCCGCAAGAAUGAUAGAUAAAGAGCUCUUUAAAGUCUCCCAUCAUGUUAUGAUGUUUCUUGGUGAAAGAAUGGGGCAAGAUAGAUCCUCUUUACCACAUCAUUCAACAACAGAAAUGGAGUUUGAGAAGCAGUCUUCUAGGCAGAACCCUGAACCAAUUUUACCAACAAAACAAGAUCAACCAGCACUUUUCUUCUUAUCCUGUUUUAAAAUGUGUGCGAGUGAUUCUGACACGAUCACACCUAUAACCGAAGAAUCAAUAUAUACAACGGAAAGUAGUAGUAACAAAUCGUGCUACAGACGAGUCUGUGUCAAUUGGACUAUGCCAAUGAUCAACGAAAGAAUGGUGGUAUUCGCGUUUAAGUGUUCAAUUUCAUUGGGGCUAGCCGUGCUACUUGGUCUUCUAUUUAAUACUGAAAAUGGAUACUGGUCAGGCCUCACAAUAGCCCUCAGCUUUGUUACAGGAAAACAAGCAAUUUUCACAGAAGCAAAUGCUAGAGCACAAGGAACAGCUAUAGGAUCAGUCUAUGGUGUACUUGGCUGCACUAUUUUUCAAAAAGUCGCGCAAAUAAGGUUCUUAUCGUUACUCCCUUGGAUUAUUUUCACCACAUUUCUAAGGCAUAGUAGAAUGUUCACUCAAGGAGGGGGAACAGCAGCAGUAAUAGGUUCACUACUGAUUUUGGGCAGAAAGAGUUUUGGUCCACCUAGUGAAUUUGCCAUUAUUAGACUCACCGAGGCCUUCAUUGGACUAGCUUGUUACGUCGUUGUUGAGCUUAUUUUGCAACCUACAAGUUCAGCCAAUUUAGUCAAAAAACAUCUCUAUCUGAUCCAAGGAACACUUAAGGAUUGCGCUAAACACGUGGUAGUUGAUUCGAAGGAGAACGGGCUAAUGGAAAAGCAAAAGAAUCUGAAAUCUCAAGUCCAUGAUUUGGAAAAGUUCAUUAAAGAUGCAGUCUUGGAACCUAGUUUCUGGUUUUCUCCUUUUCCAAUUUCUUGUUACCAGAAGCUCCAAAAGUCUUUGUCAAAGAUGGCAGAUGUUCUGUUCUUCAUGGGAUAUGAAAUCGAAUUCCUCUCUCAAGCGUUCGAUAGGUAUUAUCCUGAUAAAAGGGAGCUUCAACAAUACAUAAACAAGGAACUAGAGCAUUUUAAGGAUGCCCUAAGCUCUUCAGUGAGCUGCUUUGAGAAAACCAUUUCUAUCAGACUGUUAAAAACUUCUCAAAUCCAGCCAGAGCAGAAUAUAUUGAAUGAUCUCGAAGAAGGGAAUUCAUCACGGCCAAAUGAGUGUAUCAUUUCUUCCAGAAAUGAUGAAGAAAUGGAGAUGAUUGUGCGUUCUUUUCUUCAGAACUCAACGGAGGUUUGUGGUAAAGUGAGGGACAUUGCAGGUAUGGAGCUUAAAGGAACGAUCGUUGGUUGUUUGUGUUCUUUAGAGUUUUGCAUGAGCUUUUUGGAGAGAGAAGUAAGAGACAUCGACAUAGGAAUAAAGGAUUUGGUGAGAUGGGAAGAUCCUUUGGGUGAACCCACGCGUUCAUAAGAAUCUGCUACAAGUUUCUUUAGUUACUAUAAGCAAAUCUAUAGAAUAAUGGUAACAAAACAUAAAGUUGUAUAUCUAAAGUAGGGCUUUAGCAUUUUAUCAUCUAUAGUUGUUUCUUUCUUA
Molecule: messenger RNA, 2563 nt
Organism: Lycium ferocissimum
Lineage: Eukaryota; Viridiplantae; Streptophyta; Magnoliopsida; Solanales; Solanaceae
Exons: 3
Coding region: 56-2440 (794 amino acids)
Biological process (GO): transmembrane transport
Cellular component (GO): plasma membrane
Molecular function (GO): transmembrane transporter activity
Source: RefSeq, a predicted model, not a curated record